CCUCUGUCACUGCAAAGUAGGAAGUUAAAUAUAAGUAGUAGUCCCAUGAUCCUUGUUUCCAUAAGAGAGUUUUGUUCAAUUGCUGAAGAAGGAGGAGUGGACUGAUCAGCCUUGUUUUACAAAGUGCAUGAAGCAGGAGGACAACUACAGCAUGCGGCUUCUCUGUCUACUGCAGCUGGUCUGCUUGGCUGGUUGUAGUGCUUCCAGAUCAAGAGACUGGGCUCAUCAUGGUGCCCCCAUGUUUGCUGACCUCACAGUACGUGAGAUUAAAGCUGUCCGGGCCUACCUGCAUGGUAUUCCAGACUUGGAGCUCACUGAUGCUCGUAGCAAAACGCUGAAGAAGAACAGCAUUCUACUGAUAGAACUCCAUCUGCCAAGGAAGCAUGAAGCCCUGAGAGCUCUGGACCGUGGACAGGCCAAACCCCCACGUCAAGCCCGUGUGAUCAUCCAGUUUGGGAAUCAGACCAAGGCCAACAUCACUGAGUACAUUGUGAGUCCUCUGCCAUCCCCAAAGUCCCACAAAGUCAAGACGUUCAAGGGGGAUAUGCCUAUCCGGUUUGAGUCUAGGCCUAUUUCUGCUGUAGAAUAUGACUAUAUUACUGAGAUCCUUGAGAAGAUCACAACUAAGGCUCACAAGCUCCUGUUUGAGACCACAGGAGGGUUUUCCUUCACUAACUGCUCUGACCGCUGCCUGACGUUCUCAGACAUAGCCCCCCGUGGGCUGGGUCCAGGUGAGAGAAGAACAUGGAUCAUGUUGCAGAAGUUUGUGGAGGGUUAUUUCAUCCACCCAGUGGGGUUUGAGGUACUGAUCAACCACCAGGACCUGGAUCCAGAAAAGUGGACUGUUGAGAAGGUCUGGUACAACAGCAUGUACUUUGACAGUGUUGAAGAACUGGUAGAAAAAUAUGAAUCAGGAGGUGUGGAAAAGGUCAAACUACCCGAUCAUGAUGUCAAUGACCUCUACUCCACCUACAUCCCCCGGGGUCAGAGCAACACUCCCACUAAUAUCCAUGGGCCGAAGCUUGUGGAGCCGCAGGGGUCUCGCUAUCACGUUGACCAUAAUUUCGUCGAAUAUACUGGAUGGUCUUUCGCCUACCGAGUUCGUUCAUCAGCUGGACUUCAAGUCUUUGACCUCCGUUUUAAUGGAGAAAGGAUUGCCUAUGAGAUCAGCCUCCAAGAAGCUAUUGCCAUCUAUGCUGGUGAUACUCCUGCUGCCAUGCAAACAAAGUACAUCGAUGCUGGAUGGGCAAUGGGCACCUCAACCUAUGAGCUGGCGCCUGGAAUCGACUGUCCAGAAAUUGCCACCUUUGUUGACCUUUACCACUACUUUGACACAGACAAACCUGUGCGCCACAAAAAUGCACUUUGUAUUUUUGAGAUGACAACUGCUAUGCCUCUGAGAAGACAUUUCAACUCCAACUUCCAGGGGGGAUAUAACUUCUAUGGAGGGCUGGAAAACACUGUGCUGGUGAUGCGGACAACCUCGACGGUUUACAACUAUGAUUACAUCUGGGACUUCAUCUUCUACCAGAACGGAGUGGUGGAGGUAAAGGUCAGCGCUACCGGAUACAUCCACGCCACUUUCUUUACACCUAAUGGACUUCACUAUGGUACCAAGGUGUACAACUAUGUGCUGGGAAACUUGCACACACACCUCAUCCAUUAUAAAGUGGACUUGGAUAUUGGUGGUCGAGACAACAGCUUUGAGACGAUAGAUCUGAAAUUAGUCAACUUCACAAAUCCCUGGAGCCCGAAGAAUUUCAUCGUCCAGUCCAAACUCCACAGGACUGAGCACAAGACCGAGCGAUCUGCUGCUUUCCGCUUCGGCAAAAAGUUCCCCCGCUAUGUGCACUUUAACAACCCCAAUGAGAAAAAUAAAUGGGGGCACCAGAAGGGCUACCGUAUUCAGUUUAACUCACAUGCCCACAGUGUCCUUCCAAGAGGCUGGAGAGAGGAAAAUGGCAUCAGUUGGUCAAGGUAUCCUCUGGCUGUGACUCGUCAUAAAGAUAGUGAAGCCACCAGCAGCAGCAUUUAUGCCCAGAAUGACCCCUGGGAACCCGUUGUGUCCUUUGAGGAUUACAUCCGCAACAAUGAAGACAUAGUCAACCAGGACCUGGUAGCCUGGGUGACAGUUGGCUUCCUGCAUGUGCCUCAUUCAGAAGACAUCCCCAACACGGCAACACCUGGUAAUGCAGUGGGCUUCUUCCUCCGACCCUUCAACUUCUUUGACGAAGACCCUUCACUGGCAUCCAGAAGCACUGUCAUCGUCCGGCCGGGCCAGGACGGCAAGCCCAAGGUCCAGAGAUGGGUACCAGAGGUCAUAGGUCACUGUGCCAUGGACAAGCCAUUCAUUUACAAUGGCACUUAUGCAGGAGUCUAGAGUGUUUUUUGGGGUUUCCCCAAAUAGUAUUUUAGCACAAAUAGAAUUUUUGCUACAUUUAAGUAAAUUGCACAAUGAGGAUCUCAGAUUAAUAACAAUCACUUGAAAUACAUAUAGUCAGAUUUAAUUCUCAGUAAUGUCUAACAAUGUCACAACUUUAUGAGAAUUUUGUGCAAUAUCUUAAAUUUGACAAUCUAAAUCCAUGUUAAAAAAAGGAGAAGAACAUUCUAGAUGUAGGGUUUUACCUGCUUUAUAUUGUAUAUUACAGUAUAUAUAAUAUUAUAGCUGGUCAUAUAUAACUUAAAAUCCAAAAUUUUUUUAAUAUAAAAUGAUUUUGCUGCAGACUCUACACAUUGUGCAUUCUGAAUCGCAUGCAUGUCUGACUUAAUGUACCACGCCAAAUCAAACCACACAUGUAACCUGGCAGGGGGAAGGGGAGAUGUUGUGGGGUAUGGGGGGCCUUGAGAGCUCCUGUAAUCCCAUGUUGGGUCUCCAUGGCUGAGGUUUAGCAGCAGCGAGCAUCCAGGAUGCAGGAUGCUCUGUAUCCGCCUUGCUUGUGGUAAACUCCUGGCCCUCAGCAUGCUUUGCUUGCCCCCGGAGCGGGAAUGUUUUAACUGGAAAGACAACAGGCCUUACAGGGCAAACAGCCUGAUUCCAGAUCCUUCCCUGCAAACAGUGCAGGAUACCUCCUGGCUGCGCCAUUGCCCCUGGAAACCUACCUUUACAUGCAAUGUGACACAAUGUGCAGAAUAUCAACAGCACAUGUAAAUGCUUUGUCCUUAUCCUUUGUCUUAUGUGCACAUUCCUAACAUAGCAAUGUCACUUUACAGUUCAGUUAAAGGAUUUAAUGAAGUGCCAAAUAAAUCAAACUGUUUUGAUCAUA
Siniperca chuatsi (mandarin fish) is the source of this 3263-nucleotide messenger RNA. It is a transcript of the gene aoc1, whose product is annotated as amine oxidase copper containing 1. The coding region runs from base 128 to 2380 and encodes 750 amino acids. Lineage: Eukaryota; Metazoa; Chordata; Actinopteri; Centrarchiformes; Sinipercidae. Gene Ontology annotation, molecular function: primary methylamine oxidase activity; diamine oxidase activity; copper ion binding. The record is from RefSeq and is a predicted model, not a curated record. Gene Ontology annotation, cellular component: plasma membrane. The transcript has 5 exons. Gene Ontology annotation, biological process: amine metabolic process; response to antibiotic.